AUAGCUUGUUUAUCCUUUGGUGCAUUUGGGCACUUGUGACCGACCAUGGGAGACGCAGAUGCACUGACCUUACCGCUUCAAAGGACGGUGUUUGUCAUCCAGCGCGAAGCGCUCGCCCAUGACGAAGCCAUCCGCCUUCGAGUGACGCAGGCCGGGUUUCGCAUUGUCGACCAGACCCUUGUCAACUUGACAGCGGACCGUGCUGCUACGUACUACUACGACAAGCUCCUCAAACCGGAGGACGCGGCGAAGAAGACGGGCGGACGGACUGCGCGCGGCGCACCCACAGGCCGCGGUGGUACAGCUGCCUCUACGUCUGCCAGGAAAGACGGUGGUCCUCCAUCGUCGCCGCCAUCGCCUCGAGACAAGACACCGCGGCCAUCGGACGACCCAUCUCCACGAGUAGGCACGGCGUCGCCAGGAAAGACACCCCGGGACGUGGGCGAGACUGCGGACGACGCGAUUGCAGCGUUGAGCAGCGGUCCCAUCGUCGUUCUUCUCUUGGAAAAGCAGAAUGCCGUCAAGGCCAUGCUGGAUCUCGUGGGGCCGCAGAAUCCGGCGCAGUGGGCAUCCAAUCCAACCUGCCUUCGCGCGACGUUUGCACAGGACGGCAAGCACGUUGGUGUGCGGAGCAGCCGCUUUCCUUACAACGUGUCCGACGAGGUCGCAUUCUUGUUUGCGCAUUCGGGGGCGAACGCGGGCAAGCAAGCCGACGGCGACCUUGCCGCGGACGACGCAGGGAAAGCCAUGGUGCAUCUCGACGCGCUCAUGAGCUUUUUGUUCCCACCCAACAUCCAACACCCCAACUCAACGGGCCGCCUCUUUGUCUUUUCGCUGUACGGGCCACUCGAUGCCAAGUCCCGCCUCCGGAGCGGCGAGAAGGGCCUCCACGUGGUGACGGACAUCGAACUCAACACGAUGUGCGCUUCGAUCGAGCGCGAGGACAUUUUGUCCGUGUACGGCAUGAUCGGGCUGUCGCAGGAUGAGGAAGAGCAAGUGUUGCGGCAGGCCGACAAGUAUAUGAAGCACCUACCGCGGCAUACGCGGUCGGACAUUGAAGAGCUGUUCCGGCUCGUCCCGCGUUCGAAUGACGGCGCGAUGUCGUUCCAUGCGAUGCAAACGCGCAUCAUGGAAGAGCGCAUCCGCCGCGUCCUGUGCAUGAAGGAUAAGCUCAAUACGGCGCUGGCGCCGCCGAUCGUGUCCAAGUACCGCAAGAGUCUGUCGAGGUGCGACCCGAUGGACAUUUCAAUCGUGUGAAGCAACGCGGGGUGAACACCGUAGCACGGCGCCCAAGACCAAGUACGACGUCGCGCCGCCCAGCAUGUUUGUCAAAGACAUGGGACUGAAUGGAACGGAGAACGCCGUCGUGAUGGCCAAACUCCUCAACAACCACGCGUUUCAAAUCUGCCACCUCUCGGACGGCAACUCGCCCGAACUCACGCAGAACGUGCGGCUCCUCCGCGACGACAUCCAGUCGCCCGUGACUCGGCUUCCAUGGAACACCAACCACACCUCCAUCAAGCACUAAACACGACUUGUUGGCUCGACCCGUGCUGCUUGCACCGUUGGAAUGACGCAUCACGAGUGUGGGGUGUCGUCGACGGGACGAGACACCGCCGCCAUCUGCGCAAGCAAGUCGCAUUCGCACCGCGGAAUUGCUUCUAGCCUAAAUCGCAGGGAGAGAUCCGUAUUUGAAUCAAGGGAGUGGUCGUUUGACAGACAA
Molecule: messenger RNA, 1723 nt
Organism: Aphanomyces invadans
Lineage: Eukaryota; Oomycota; Saprolegniomycetes; Saprolegniales; Verrucalvaceae
Exons: 7
Coding region: 46-1257 (403 amino acids)
Source: RefSeq, a predicted model, not a curated record